Aspergillus fumigatus Af293 is the source of this 1326-nucleotide messenger RNA. RefSeq names its product putative MFS monocarboxylate transporter (Mct). Gene Ontology annotation, molecular function: transmembrane transporter activity. Gene Ontology annotation, cellular component: fungal-type vacuole membrane. NCBI's taxonomy places the organism in Eukaryota, Fungi, Ascomycota, Eurotiomycetes, Eurotiales, Aspergillaceae. Gene Ontology annotation, biological process: transmembrane transport. The record is from RefSeq and is a predicted model, not a curated record.
AUGAGAGUGACUAGCCUAGAGAAGGGCCUUGGUCCUGCCAUAGAAGUGAAGCACGAUGUGGCUGCUGCAACGGCGAACAAGACCAGCGAAGAAGAGUCCACUGCGCCAAUGGACCACGGACUUCAUGCUUGGACGGUGGUCGCAGGAGCCUGGUGCUGCCUCUUUUGUGGAUUUGGGUGGGUGAACGCGAUCGGUGUUUUCCAGGACUACUAUCAACAUAAUCAAUUGCGCGAGUACUCCGCAUCCAGCAUCUCCUGGAUCCUGUCUCUCGAGCCAUUUGUUCUCUUCGCCGCAGGCAUCGUCCUCGGCCGGGUUUUCGACAACUACGGCCCCAAAUGGAUGCUCCUCAUCGGCACAUUCCUGCACGUCUUUGGCCUCAUGAUGAUCUCCGUCUCGAGCGAGUACUACCAGUUCCUCCUUGCGCAGGGGAUCUGCAGUCCCCUAGGCGCUAGCUUCGUCUUCUAUCCGGCUUCCGCCUGCACAGCGACCUGGUUCGACAAGCGCCGCGCGCUCGCAUUCGGGAUUAUGUCGAGCGGGUCGUCGAUCGGCGGCGUUGUCUUCCCCGCGAUGUUAUCGCGGCUGCUGCCUCGUGUUGGAUUCGGAUGGUCGCUGCGCAUCUCGGCGUUUGUGGUGCUGGCGUUGCUGGCUGUGGCGAAUAUGACUGUUCGCUCGCGCAUCGCGCCUGUGCCGAGGAGGGUGCAGUUCAGCGAUUAUAUCGGGCCGUUCUCGGAGGUGCCGUUUGUGUUGUUGAUGCUGGCGUCUUGCUGUGGCUUCUGGGCGAUGUUUGUGCCGAUCAAUUAUGUGAUACUGGAGGCGCAGGAGGAUGGGGUUCGUCGCAGUCUGGCGGAGUAUCUAUUGACCAUUCUAAAUGCUGCAAGUCUUCCUGGUCGCAUCCUUCCCGGUUACUUGGGAGAUAAACUCGGCCGGUUCAACGUGAUGAUCGCCAUGUGUACCCUUUCUGCUCUGACGAUUCUCGUCCUCUGGAUCCCUGGAACGCUGCUGGCCCCGGGCUCUGCGGCCGUUUAUGUCAUCUUCAGCUUGUUGUAUGGGUUCGCGUCCGGAGCGUUUGUCGGCAUGGUUCCAGCACUGCUCAGCCAGAUCACGGCGGAUAUGAGCAAAACGGGUGUGCGACAGGGAGUAUUGUAUACCUGCAUGAGCAUUGCAACGUUGACCGGAAGCCCAAUUGCGGGGGCAAUUCUGAAUCGACAGCAGGAGACUUAUUGGGGGCUACAAGUCUUUGCUGGGGCAAUGAUGGUGGGGAGUGUGGUGUUCUUUGUUGCUGCGAGAGUGGUUUUACAAGGGACGUCGCUAAGAAAGAAGGUGUGA